AUGACGAGUCUGGCCCAAGCCUACUCACCACACCCGGGUGGAAUGCAGCAACAUCCUAUGGCCCCAGGCCAUCCAGGAAUGGCAGUACCGCAUAAUCCGGGCCAAGGUCAACCAGGUCCAGGAAUGCCUCAGCAGAUGCAUAUGGGAGUUUCUGGACCGGGACCUCAGGUUACUCAAGGCGGAGCUAUGAUGGGCGGAAUUCCUCCUGGAGCUGGCGGGCCAAGUGCGCAUGCCCUACAGCAUCUCAAUCCAAGUCAAGCUCAGCAAGCGCAACUUUUCCAGCAACAGCAGCAAAUGGCCUUCGCGAACAAUCCUCAACUACAACAACAAAUGCAGCAACAACAAAUGAUUCAACAGCAGAGGCAACAGCAGGCUGCCCGUCAAGCUAUGCUGGCCCAACAGUACAGUGGACCACUUCCUAUGGGCAUGCCAAAUGGCAUGAAUCAGAUGGCGCAAUUUAAUGCGAUGAGAGGACCGAUGGCUCGGCCUGUUAAUCUCCCGCAGCAUCUUCAGCAGCAGCAGCAACAGGCGGAGCAUACUCUGCAACAGCAGCAAGCUCAAGCUCAAGCCCAGGCUCAACACCAGCAUCAACAACAGAUAAUGAUGGCACAACAAGCAGCGAUGCAACAUCAGGCGAGUUCUCAAGGGCAAGGGGGGAACAACCAGCAGGGCCAACCAAACCAAAUGAAUCCGCAGCAAAUCCAGAACAUGCAAACGCAAGCCUUGAUGGGCCAACAGGCCCACCAACAGCAGCAGCAACAAGCAACUGCUACCUCGCAGCAAGGCCAAGGACAAGUCCAGACUACAACUUCAUCUGCGCAAGCACCUCCGAAUACCCAAGCACCAUCUCAACAAGCUCAGCAAGCUCCGCAACAACAAACUGGCAUGCAGCAGCAACAACAGGCCCAACAACAGCAACAGCAGGCAACCGCUAUGUUGCAACAACAAGCACAGCAAAGGCAAGGAGAAAAGUUCAAGGGACAGUAUUUAAUGAAGUUGAUGCAAUUCGGCGAUCAUUUAGCCAACUUUGGGGUGAGCUCGAAACCGCUACAUGCAUACAUGGCCAAUGGCGCUCAACGACUGGCUGCGCAGGCAUCUAAACAGACGGACGAUUUAAAUUAUUGGCUCAACUUCAGAGAUCGGUUCUUUUCACCUAAGGGUGUCUUACGGCACUCCGUCUGGGUCGUGGACGACAGCUCGAAUAAACAAUAUGAGAUUGCGUUUCCGGCUCUGGCAAGAUAUUUCCAUACUCAUUUCGAGAGCGGUAUCAAGAACAUGCAGAUGAUCAUGGAAAAGGGAACGGAGAAGGAACUGCCUAAUAAUGGUCACUACACCGAGAGCAUGAAAUCUAGUUUCGUUUAUUGGUUUGAUAACGGGUCGCAAUUGAUUGCCAGCGGUACCCUUAAAGCACAUUUUGAUGCAGAGCAGAAGAUUGAACUGCUCGAGUUCGUUACGACUGGACAUGAAGAAUACAUUCCUCGGACUCGAAUACUUGAGGCUGCUAGACCAUUGCACGAAUGGCAAAAGGAGUGGCACAAAGCCAAUUCCCCUCCUGAAGGAAAGCAGUCUCCAGAAAUGAACAAAAAGAAGGCAAAAGCAUUGAAGUCGCCAAAUCACCCACCACCUGAAAUCGACCUUCCGGCGUCUAAGGUAAAACCAAGCAUGGGAAUAACUCCAUCGGUGUUCCGAUUUCUUGAGUGUUCCGAAGUCGUCGGUCAAAUGUCUCCUCUCUUUGGGUAUUCACACCAGAAUCCUACAUUAUCACCCUAUGCCGCCCUCGACCGGUAUGUCGCGAGCGUGGCUGCAAAUGGGGCUGGCAACCCUACUGGCCUACAAGGUGGACCCCGAACGCCUGGCGUGGGCAACUUUCCCAUGGGCACCUCGCCCGCACAAGGCCAUCUCAAUCUUCCUGACGGUUCACCUCAUCUCAGUGGCAGUCCAGCACAAGCUCCUGGAAUGCAACUCCAACAGAGUCAGCAUGGAACAAGUUCGAGCGGACCAAGUGCCAACACGAGUCCAAAUGCCAGCAACAAGCGGAGAAGACCGAGUGCAGUGAAGGAGGAAGAGCCGCAGCAGGUCAACGGGACUCAAUCAAAGACAUCAGUGAAGCCAAGUCCAAGAAUCGGCGGGAAGAGACAAAAGAAUACAUCAUGA
Molecule: messenger RNA, 2154 nt
Organism: Hyaloscypha bicolor E
Lineage: Eukaryota; Fungi; Ascomycota; Leotiomycetes; Helotiales; Hyaloscyphaceae
Exons: 5
Coding region: 1-2154 (717 amino acids)
Biological process (GO): negative regulation of transcription by RNA polymerase II; positive regulation of transcription by RNA polymerase II
Cellular component (GO): nucleus; cell wall; transcription regulator complex
Molecular function (GO): structural constituent of cell wall
Source: RefSeq, a predicted model, not a curated record